UGAUCAGAGCCGGUGCCUUGUUGGCAAUCUGAUCCAGCACAGGCGAGUUUGGUGGAUAAAAAUUCUGGAGCUGCUUCUCCUGAACGCAGGAAUUCAAAAGCUGCUUGUAAGCAGCAAUCUCAGCGGGGGUCCCCUGGUUAAUUGGGGAUGCCCCAUAUUGCUGAGGAGAAGCGCCGCCAUACUGUUGCUGCGGAGGAUAUUGGCCGGGCGGCGGUUGUCCCGGACGACCGUGCUACAGUCAUAUGUCAGUAUUUGCCAUACCACGUACAAAGCAAACAAUGUCUCGAAGAUAUUUCUCGAUCCAUAUCAACGAGUACGAAGAACCACAGCACGGGGUAUUUGGAAACGAACAUGUUGGCCGUAUUGCGGCUGCUGGCCGUAACCGGGUUGGAGGCUUUGAGGAGGCUGCUGCUGGCCGUAUUGCUGCUGUCCAUAACCAGGCUGCCCUUGGGAAGGAUAGCUCUGUUGACCGUAAGGUUGUUGCUGUUGGUAUGGGGGUUGAUUCUGCAAUGGAUACGGAGACUGCGGCUGUUGGCCAGGUGGAGGAGGUGGGGGUCUGUUGUAUGCAGACUGUUGAGGAGGAUAAGGGGAGGAUCCGUAAGUGCCUUGACUCGGUGCCUGGGGAUAGGGUGGUUGUGAUCCCGGAGCUCCGUAGGGCGAGGCAGUCAUGGGAUUCGGGGGAGGGGCAGAAGUCUGUGGGUACGCGUUAGGCGCGUAACUCGGCUGCUGGUAGCCACCGUAAUGGGCCAUGGUGAUGUGCUAAGGCAGUGUUGCCUUCGAGGUGUAUGUGUGUGGAUCCGCGGCCAGCGGCGAAAUCAGGUAUCAAACGAGUUCCGGAAGAGGCGCAACCGCAAGGACGCA
This is a messenger RNA of Westerdykella ornata, 861 nucleotides long. RefSeq lists its product as uncharacterized. The transcript has a single exon. The coding region runs from base 148 to 639 and encodes 163 amino acids. Lineage: Eukaryota; Fungi; Ascomycota; Dothideomycetes; Pleosporales; Sporormiaceae. The record is from RefSeq and is a predicted model, not a curated record.